Oncorhynchus keta (chum salmon) is the source of this 609-nucleotide messenger RNA. RefSeq names its product protein jagunal homolog 1-B-like. The transcript has 3 exons. Bases 1 to 609 code for a protein of 202 amino acids. Gene Ontology annotation, cellular component: endoplasmic reticulum membrane. NCBI's taxonomy places the organism in Eukaryota, Metazoa, Chordata, Actinopteri, Salmoniformes, Salmonidae. The record is from RefSeq and is a predicted model, not a curated record. Gene Ontology annotation, biological process: vesicle-mediated transport; endoplasmic reticulum organization; granulocyte colony-stimulating factor signaling pathway.
AUGAAAAACCAGGGCAUCUGGACAUUCUGGGGCAGCGUGAGAGCGAGGGCACUCACCUGGCAAGACAUCUGGACAUUCUGGGGCAGCGUGAGAGCGAGGGCACUCACCUGGCAAGACAUCUGGACAUUCUGGGGCAGCGUGAGAGCGAGGGCACUCACCUGGCAAGACAUCUGGAUUAUCGAAGGGCAGCAGAUUAAGUUUCUGCAUUCUGCCCAGGUGAUGCUGAACCUAGUGUCCCACAGUGUGGUUGCUGCUCCCUACCAGUGGGAGUACCCCUACCUGCUCAGUAUCAUCCCCUCCCUCUUCAGCUUCAUGGCCCUGCCCAAAAACAACAUCAGCUACCUGGUGAUCUCCAUGAUCAGUGCUGGCCUCUUCUGCAUAGCUGUUACGUCGCUCAUCUACGGGGGCAUGGAGAUGUUCCCGGUGGCCCAGCAGCUGUACCGCCACGGCAAGGCCUACCGCUUCAUCUUCGGCUUCUCUGCCGUGUCCGUCAUGUACCUGGUGAUGGUGAUCGCGGUGCAGGUGCACGGCUGGCAGAUCUACUACAGCAAGAAGCUGCUGGACGCCUGGUUUACCUCCACACAAGAAGAAGAAGAAAUGAGGACAUAG